This is a messenger RNA of Papaver somniferum (opium poppy), 953 nucleotides long. Its product is annotated as endo-1,3;1,4-beta-D-glucanase-like. Bases 49 to 792 code for a protein of 247 amino acids. Lineage: Eukaryota; Viridiplantae; Streptophyta; Magnoliopsida; Ranunculales; Papaveraceae. Gene Ontology annotation, molecular function: hydrolase activity. The transcript is spliced from 7 exons. The record is from RefSeq and is a predicted model, not a curated record.
UUUGGAAGAGUAAAGUGUUUGUAGUAGUAAGAAAAAUAAGAGAGAGAGAUGGUAGGAUCACAGUGUUGUGAGAAUCCACCAGAUCUUAGUUUAAGUUCAGGAAUUGGAUGUGUUGAAGAUAUUGGAGGUCUUGAAAGCUAUAUUACUGGUUCUUUGGAUUCAAAGCUUGGAAUUCUACUUGUUUCUGAUGUUUAUGGAUUUGAAGCACCUAACUUGAGGAAGCUGGCAGACAAAGUAGCAGCCGCUGGGUACUAUGUUGUGGCUCCUAAUUUCUUCCAUGGGGAUCCUUUUACUCCUGAAAAAAAUCUGAUGUAUUGGUAUCAGUUUCAUCUAGCGGAGGAUGCUGCUGAAGAAGCUAGACCGGUAAUUGAAGCUCUAAGAAGAAGCAAGGGGAUCACUGCAAUUGGAGCGGCAGGUAUCUGCUGGGGUGCGAAGGUACUCGUGGAACUAUCAAAGUUGGAUGAUCUUAAAGCUAUAGUGAUGCUCCACCCUUCACUAGUUACUGUAGAUGAUAUCGAGGAAAUCAAGGUACCUAUUUCAAUACUGGGAGCUGAAGUCGACCACAUUUCUCCACCGGAACUUGUGAAAGAAUUUGAAGAAGUUUUAUCAACUAAAGCCGAGGUGGACAGCUUUGUAAAGAUAUUUAAUGGGGUUAGACAUGGAUGGACUGUGAGAUACAACAUCAAAAAUGUAGAAGCUGUGAAGCGUGCAGAGGAAGCUCAUAAUGACAUGUUAGAAUGGUUCUUUAAGUAUGUGAGGAGUUCUUGUUUUAGUCGUCAAAGUGCUUUGUAGCUAGGCUAGCUAAUAUUGUUGGUCAGGGUUGAUGAAUGGUGGUAAUCAUAACCACAAGGUGGUUGUCUCUUGAGCUGGAACUAGGCCAGAGUGUACAUGUUAAAGUUUUUAUGGGGCCGUCAUUCCACAUGAAAUGGUAAAAUAAAAAUUGAUUCCAGAUG